AUGGACAACGACUACGAUUUGUACAUCCAAGAGCUCACUGUCAAUGGUGCAGUGAGCCAGAGCGCAGCUGAGCAAUAUGCUGCUGGUGCAGUCUGUGCCUACAUGAACCAGCUCUCUAAGAACUCGUACAGCCUCUACAUACAAGCCGUGGCACAGCGCUGCAAGAGUGAUCAACGCUUGUAUGUCGCACCCUCUGGUCAGAACACAACAUCUGCAGACCUACCCCUUGAUCUGUUCACGGCCAACAUCACAACCAACAAAUUUGAUGGCACCAAGUGGAACGCAACAAUACAGGACUACCUGCUGCAGCAUAUGCCCCUGUCCACCAGUACCGGUCAAGCUCCCGCAGACAAGCGGCAAGAGAUCAUGAACCGUCUCACUGCAGCUGAUGUGCAAAUUGAUAAUGCGUAUCCGCUAGAGGCAGACAUCCCACCGGCUGGCAGGUCACUAUUCGCGCCAGUGGUACCCUUUGCUAUCUGGGCCGGACCCGCGAUUGCGACAAUCGUCAUAGGAAGCAUCGGAUAUCUUCUUGGCAAGACAAUCCGCUCAAGGGGAAGCUCUUCCCCAAUGACACAAUCAUGGCCAGCGUCGCCUCCAAACAGCCCUGGCAACAAUAGCAAUCCUACCGCGCCUCCAACAACUCCAACAACUACCAACCCUGGCUCAGGGACAAAUACGACAGGAAGCUCAGGACCUUCAUCAGCCCCCCCGCCAGCUCCUCCGCCCGCCCCGCUUAGUCCAGAAGAACAGAUCCGCAAGCGAAACGACCGCAACAAGAAGCGUGACAGGUACUGGGCCCUCGACUCCACCCGCAAAGCCCGCAAGGACUACUAUUUUGGCUAUGUAGACCGCAUCCAGCCCGUCGGCUCAGCCACCGAGAUCCGCGUCGAGGCCAUUCCGGAGAACUCCCUUUCCGACGAGAUUUUCACCCGCGAGAUUCAAAAGCUCAUCGUAGCGGCCGGUGCACCGAGCUAUGGUCUCUUCCGCCUCGCCAUAAUUUCCAUAUAUGUUCAUGAUGUACCAGCCGGUGUGGAAGAGGGCCAGUGGAUCAACUUCAAGGUGGACACGUCAAACCAGCAGGUCAUCGCUACCGGACAGAAUGUUCCUGACCUAUCGGGGACAUUUACGGAUGGCGUGACUGUAAUAGAGCCGCUGCAACCCACGAUAAGUUUUCUGAAUCUAAGGCCGGAGUGCUACUUGGCCGACAACGACGGACAGCUUGUCAAGACGGACUUGCAGACUGUCACCAAAGAUAUUACGGCUAACGCAUUGGCCACGCUUCAGGCUGUAUUUAGCACGCUUGAUUACGUUACCGAGUCGGUUUUAAGUGUACUGGAUCAAUUUAUGAAUGCAGGUGCUGAGUCGGACGAUGUCGAGACGCUGGGAUUUGAUGGUGACGGGAGAGCUUUAGGGAUGAAACCUAAAAAAGCGCCGACAGCGACCAAGACAAGGACGCGCAAAGUGGUCAAGCCUGGUGAAGCUUCUCUAUCGAAAAUUCAGACGACACUUUUGCCUAAUAGUGAGGAGAUAACCAAAUACAUGAUAUAUAAUGUUGGUCAAGGUCACAGCGCAAGAGCUCUCAGCGGUAACAAUGCCAUGUUUGCCAACGACUUUGGCUAUGGUAGAGUAGGCGUCCGCAAACCAGAUGUCUGCUCCCACAUGAUCGUCAAUCAAGCUAAUGUCCCCAUCCUCCUCUCUCACUGGGACGCCGACCACUUUCGCAUUGCUAAGAGCCCGAUGGCAAAGCAUUACUCUGGGACCAAGUCGGAUGUCACUCGUCGUUUCUGGAUCGCUCCUGGGGCGAGCCAUGUUGCAGGCCCCGUCACCCACGAGUUUGCGUGGACGAUACAGAGCAACAACAAAUAUUUACAGUGGCCCGAGAGCUCCGGCGCGUACGUUCAGUCUAGCAACAUCAUGGUCAUGAGCUGCUUGCACAACAAACAGUAUGCCAUGCCCGACAAGAACAACUUUGGUGCCCUUGCGCUGGCAGUCGGAACGGGUGACAACAUCAUGCUGUACCCCGGCGACGCCAAUUUCGAGUCCAUCGCCGGGAUUCGCGGAUACGAAAAGAAGCUCCGCUCUGUCAUCGCAACGCAUCACGGCAGCAAGGUCGCUCUACAGGUCAAAGGUGGUGGGACUGGGAGUUCGAUCCCACAGGCCAGCUCUGGAGAGGCAUAUGUAUUGUUCUCCUACGCCAAGGGGAAUACAUACGGACACGAUGUUGACAGCGUCUAUAGUUACUAUAAGGACAAGGGUUAUGGUGAGCUGGACUCGACUGCGUAUUUCAAAAACGAGGAUACCUUGGAAGUGCAACACUUUGGCGCGGAAUGGGCGAGGCGGUUGCAGCAGUCUUCAGGAAGCACUAGCAUACCGGGACAGAUAAAACCAGGAUUUAGCGUUUCCUCGAUACCAAAGGCCCCUUCCAACUGGCCGCAGCUCGCCCAGGCUGAACCUCGCGUCUCACCAGACACCAACGCACUCAAGCAGUUCCCGUCGACUCUAACACUCACCGGCUCAGGACAAGCAGCGCUCAACUCAGCCUCGGGCCAGACUCAAGACGACCUUCGCCAAUUCGCCGUUACAAAUAAAGAUGGGGAUAUUGUCCUUUACGACAUUGUCGCUUCAAAGAUUGUUUUACAGAACCUGCCCCUCCGCGUUCCAUGUAUCACGGACUACCCGGUUACUGUGCAAAUCAGCUGCCGUGACAUUGAAUUUCGGGACACAAAUUUCCAAGCAACAAACGGCUUUGUGCCGCUGGUCCUCUUUGACGUCGCCAGUGGCUUUGAAUGGACCAACAAGACUGCAGGUCAGGUCUCAGGCCAAGGCCAAAACGGCGAGCCAGGCGAUCCGGGAUACGCAGGCGGCCGACUCCGGCUCGCCGUAGCGGGAGGCUGGAUACGCGCAGGGGGGGCUGCUUCCGGAAAGGGCAUCAGCAUCUUGUACCGUGGCGGCAAGGGAGGAAGCGGUCAGAACGGUGGUGAUGGGGCUUUUGGACGCAGUGGGCCGGAUCCGGGGCUGAUGCCGAUGAUGGGAAGGGCACCAACAGUGCAGUUGCAGGCUGGAACAGAUGGAGGUAACGGUGGAAAUGGAGGUGAUGCGGGGGCACCAGGUACAAUUGGAGAUUCAGAAGUGUUGGCGUUGUCAAACAGUUGGCCUGCUGGGUGGACUGUAGUGAUUGAUAAAGGGGUUCCUGGAACUGCCACUGAAUUUGGUCAGACUGGCACUCCUGGUCGAGCCGGCUCUGGUAUGCCUGGAGGCAAAGGCAGCAAGUAUUUCGGGACGGACGGUAAGCCUUACGACAGGACGACGGCGCCGUUCACUAAGGCCAAAGCGAAUUUGAAGAUGAUUGCAACAGAGGUAGAGUUACUUGAUCAAAUAGCGGCUGUUGACUGGAGAUAUAAGUAA
Molecule: messenger RNA, 3405 nt
Organism: Bipolaris oryzae ATCC 44560
Lineage: Eukaryota; Fungi; Ascomycota; Dothideomycetes; Pleosporales; Pleosporaceae
Exons: 4
Coding region: 1-3405 (1134 amino acids)
Source: RefSeq, a predicted model, not a curated record